Messenger RNA from Fusarium keratoplasticum, 1740 nucleotides. Its product is annotated as Carboxylic ester hydrolase. The transcript has a single exon. Lineage: Eukaryota; Fungi; Ascomycota; Sordariomycetes; Hypocreales; Nectriaceae. The record is from RefSeq and is a predicted model, not a curated record. Bases 1 to 1740 code for a protein of 579 amino acids.
AUGAAGUUUCAUAGCCUCUUCGGUUUCGGCCUCAUCGCCGGCAGCUUGGCCGCUCCAGCUGCUUUGCCUGUUCCUCAUCCCGUUCCUCAGCCUGCUACUCCUGCCACUCUAGAGGAACGUGCCGCCAAGGUCACCGUUGCUGUUCCUUCCGGUACCGUCAUCGGCUCCAGCUUGGGCAAGGUUGAGUCUUUCAGGGGCAUCCCAUUUGCGGACCCCCCUACUGGCUCUCUCCGUCUCAAACCCCCGAAGAGGUUGUCAAAGCCCCUGGGCAAUUUUGAUGCCUCCGGUCUUGUUGGCCCAUCAUGCCCUCAGAUGUUUAUCUCUACUGGAGCUGAGGAUGUCAUCUCAAAGUUCCUCUCCGACUUUCUGAGCAUCCCCUUCCUCCAGGUCGUUACCGGACAAGAGGAUUGUCUCACCAUGACUGUUCAACGGCCUGUGGGCACCAAGGCCGGGGACAAGCUGCCCGUUCUAUUUUGGAUUUUUGGCGGCGGCUUUGAGCUCGGCUCCAGUGCCAUGUAUGAUGGCACUAGCCUUCUGGGUACUGGCAUUGACCAGAAGCAACCCUUUAUUUUCGUUGCUGUCAACUACCGUGUUGCCGGAUUUGGCUUCAUGCCCGGUGCCGAGCUUGCCAAUGAAGGCAGCACCAACCUAGGCUUGCUAGAUCAGCGCAUGGGACUUGAAUGGGUUGCAGAUAACAUUGCGGCCUUUGGAGGUGACCCUGACAAGGUUACCAUCUGGGGAGAGUCUGCUGGAGCAAUUUCUGUACUUGAUCAGAUGACUCUGUUCGGUGGUGAUGCUGACUACAAGGGCAAGCCCCUUUUCCGUGGCGCCAUCAUGAACUCGGGCAGUGUCGUUCCGGCAGAGCCAGUGGACAGCCCCAAGGCUCAGGAGAUUUUCGAUACUGUUGUACAGAAUGCUGGCUGCUCCAGUGCCUCCAACAGCCUCGACUGUCUUCGAGGUCUCCCCUAUGAUAAGUUUUUGGACGCCGCCAACUCCGUGCCGGGACUCCUCUCGUACAACUCGCUGGCCCUCUCCUAUCUUCCUCGUCCAGAUGGACACGUGCUUCCCGAAAGUCCCGAAGCACUCAUCGCGGCGGGGCGUUACCAUGCGGUUCCUAUGAUCAACGGCAACCAAGAGGAUGAGGGUACUCUAUUUGCUCUUUUCCAGCCGAACCUGACCACGACGGAGAAGCUUGUCGAUUACCUGAAAGAGUUCUACUUUUCCGCCGCCAGCAAGACGCAACUGACCAACCUCGUCAACUCGUAUUCAAGCUCCAUCACUGCAGGCAGCCCCUUCCGUACCGGCAUCCUCAACGAGAUCUUCCCAGGCUUUAAGCGACGUGCUGCCAUCUUUGGCGAUCUCGUCUUCACGCUGACUCGCCGACUCUUUCUUCAGACCGCCACGGAUACCAACCCAGAUGUCCCUGCGUGGUCUUACUUGGCAAGCUACGACUACGGAACCCCCGUUUUGGGCACUUUGCACGGCUCGGAUCUUAUCCAGGUCUUCUUUGGCAUCCUGCCCAACAACGCCAUGAGGAGCAUCCGGACGUACUACUACAACUUUUUGUACAACCUUGAUCCUAAUGUUGGCGUUACAAAGUAUGCCAAUUGGCCCGAGUGGAAGGAGAGCAAGAAGCUCAUGUGGUUCAAGUCUGCGAAUGGAAAUGACAUCUUGAACGAUGAUUUUAGGCAAACCUCGUACAAUUGGAUUGCGAGCAAUGUUGGCGUGUUGCGGGUUUGA